Molecule: messenger RNA, 2969 nt
Organism: Varroa destructor (honeybee mite)
Lineage: Eukaryota; Metazoa; Arthropoda; Arachnida; Mesostigmata; Varroidae
Gene: Hr51
Product: photoreceptor-specific nuclear hormone receptor 51
Biological process (GO): regulation of DNA-templated transcription
Molecular function (GO): sequence-specific DNA binding; zinc ion binding; DNA-binding transcription factor activity
Source: RefSeq, a predicted model, not a curated record
CAGCCAUCGGUGCCACUGUGACUGCUGCCACUGGUUCAGAGGUGACAUCGAGGUCGAAUACCAAGCAACUCGACUAUUACUCUCAGGUGUUAGUAUCAUUUUAAGCAAGUGGCUUCCCUAGUGAUUGCCUGAUACGGAGCUUGAGUCGGAUUCAAAAGGCUUGGCCGUAGGUUAACUGAAGUGCGUAGGUGUUCUGUAUCGAAGACACUAUGAGUUCUCCUGAAGCAUCACCAGAACACAUUGGACGUAGGAGUCCGGACUCAAAGAACUCAGUGGAUAUAGAAAUGUCUCUUUGCAAGGAUGAACCUCGAGAGCCGCCCUCGCCGCUUGAACCAGAUCCGUUUGCCGCAGCUCAGCAGUAUAUAUCUGUACAGAGUUAUUGCGCUGAACUGUAUGAUAACCAAAAUCUUAAAUUAACCAAUGAUACCCUCAAAAAUUUUGAGGGCCGCGGGAGGGGCAAGGAUCGACUCAACGGAAUGCUUGUCUGCGUCGUCUGUGGUGAUACGUCUUCGGGGAAACAUUACGGAAUUCUGGCCUGCAACGGUUGUUCGGGCUUCUUCAAACGUUCUGUCAGGCGCAAGCUUAUAUAUCGAUGUCAGGCAGGCACUGGGCGUUGUGUGAUAGAUAAGGCCCAUCGCAACCAGUGUCAGGCCUGUCGUCUCAAAAAAUGUUUGCAGAUGGGAAUGAAUAAAGACGCGGUACAAAACGAACGUCAACCUCGAAAUACGGCAACCGUCCGCCCGCAAGACGUUCUUAACUCUUCGGCUGUGUCUGUAUCUUCAUCGGAUCAGAUCGUCAAUCUAAAUACUGCAGUUGAAAGUAUUUACGAAACAUCGGCGCGUCUUCUGUUUAUGGCUAUUAAAUGGGCUAGAAAUUUGCCCUCCUUCGCAAACCUGCCGUUUCGCGAUCAGGUAAUUCUUUUGGAGGAAACGUGGUCCGAACUAUUUCUACUUUGUGCUGUGCAGUGGUGUUUGCCUCUGGAUGCAACGUCCCCCUCAUCUCCAUCCGGCGGAGUUCAUCCUUUAUUUGACGUCAACGAGCACCUUGCGUGCUCUCCAAGCCUUAAGGGUAACCUUCCACUAAUUAAUGCCGUUCGCCAACUGCAGGAAAUCCUAUGCAAGUUUCGGUCGGUGUGCGUCGAUCCUGCGGAAUUUGCUUGCUUAAAAGCGAUUAUCUUGUUCAGGGCAGAGGCUCGUGGUUUAAAGGAUUGUCACCACGUGGAGGCACUGCAGGACCAAGCUCAAUUAAUGCUACAACAGCAUGUCAGGGCGCAGCACUCCGCACACCCAGUUCGCUUUGGUCGCUUACUUUUAAUGUUGCCAUCGCUGAGGGUGGUGGCUUCUGAUAAGAUCGAGUCACUAUUUUUCCACAAGAUUAUUGGAUCCACACCCAUGGAAAAGCUCCUGUGUGAUAUGUUCAAAUGCUAGAAGAUAUCCGAGUAGCACAUGACCAAUUAGGAGUUUAAUUGUCGUCAGAUGAUUCAGACCGUUCAUGAAAAGAGACACCAAUCAGAUGUAUAACGAAUAUCAAAGGUUUGGACGUUUGGUAGAUGUGAGUCGCACUCACAUCUCUCGUAGUAGAUACUCAAGUGACUCAGAGUAGAUUAUUUCAUCGAUGUGUUCGAUACCAAAGCACGCUCAAGCGUAUAGAUCCAAGUUUCAGCUAUAUUUAAUUAUAAGCUCGUAGUUGACGAACGAACAUAGCAUACCUGACUCUUCGAAAUUUCACUUGACGUCUAACCAACUACACCCAAGGGCCUAAACAAAACAGUAUACUGUGAAGAUAAUUAUGUACGUAUACAUCACCGGUGCAGAUAACGAUCAGUAGCAACCAACAAUUUAGCACAAUGUAGGGAACAUACAGCUCGGUCAAAAGUAGGCAUACGGUUGGGCAAGACGCAAGUCCAAAGUAAAAAAGAAAAAGGAAAGGCUUCUAAAGAGUUAAAAUACAGCGAGCUUAUAUCUAGAGCAGACGGUUCUUCUCUGUAAGCCAAGUGCUUUCCCAGCCGCAAACCUGUGACUAACUGUUAACGUCUCACCCAAACGUAAGCCUACCUUUGCCCCUCCGGUUGAUCACUGCAAGCGUCACGGUUCCACAAACUGUACAACGUUUUUUUUGAUUUCCAUCGUUAUGCCCCCUUUUCAAAUAUCUGUCUCAACAGCUAAUAAAAAGCAACUGACAGCGAACUUACGGCAAUUUUUUUAUUAACUUUUCAUCCCACGUACGAAUAACAGUCGUCGACGACAAUUUGGGGGGUAUUUAGUGUAUGAAAUGUGUGCCAGUAACUUUAUUCGAUAUUGAUGAAAGUUUCCGCUAUAACUUACGUAAGAAUUUAAGAAGUGUAUGCUUUUCUUUAUUGCUAAGUAUUGUUACAGAUAGAGCCCAGGGCUGUGGUAUCACACUAGAAGGAUUCGCUUCCUUCAGAGAAGGGACAAAUAAUUUACGUCGUAAUUAUGCAUAGUGCAAUUAUACUCUUCUAGCCACCAUAUCUAGAUGCAGUGCAUCUUGACGUCGUGUCACUUACGUGGUACCGAAGGACAAUGAGCUAAGAAAAGGGCAAUUCGGUAACCCGGUGGGUUGGAUCGUGUUUCAGCGGGUGGGCAUUUUCAGUAAAUACACAUGAUGACAUUCUUAUGGAGCAGGCCAUGUUUACGAUCAAGCGGGCGGAAAAGUUUAGUUGAUAUAUCAACAUUUUGCAGGCAGCAGCAGCAGCAGCGGCAGCAGCAGCAGUGGCGACGGUAACAACAUAUACUCGCAAUACAAUGCACGAACACAAUAAUCAUGAAGACUAUGAUGAUAAUAAUGGAUAUUAUUGUAUUACAAUGAUGACCCAGCUAAUAUACGUAUAUGGCAAGUGUAUAAUGACGACGACGACGACGACGAUGAUGAUGAUGAUGAUUAUACCUAUAUGAAUCAUGAUAAUUAUGGGAAUUAUCUAUCCUCAGUGAUCCAACACCCUUACUGAAAGC